UUCACCACACCACCAGUUUGCGCGAGACGUGGUUCGAUUAGCUAGCUAGGUAGAGCCGGGUAGUGACAACAGCGGCCGUAUCAGAAUGUCAGAAGGGGACAGUGUUGGGGAGUCAAUCCAUGGGAAACCAUCUUUAGUUGCUGCCUUCUUCACAAGGAUUGGACAGGUCUAUCAGUCAUGGCUGGACAAGUCAACGCCUUUCUAUGCAGUGCGAUGGGCAGCUACUUUACUACUUACUGCAGUCUAUAUGAUCAGAGUCUACAUACUACAGGGUUGGUAUAUAGUAACAUAUGCAUUGGGCAUCUACCAUCUCAACCUCUUCAUUGCUUUUCUGUCGCCAAAAGUGGACCCUUCACUGCUUGACGAAGAUGAGGGCCCAUCUCUUCCUACCAAGCAGAACGAGGAGUUCCGCCCCUUCAUCAGGAGGUUGCCUGAAUUCAAAUUCUGGCAUUCUGCAACAAAAGGCAUCGUUAUUGCUAUGAUUUGUACCUUUUUUGAUGCCUUCAACGUGCCAGUGUUCUGGCCUAUCCUUGUAAUGUACUUCAUCAUGCUCUUCUGCAUCACCAUGAAGAGGCAGAUCAAGCAUAUGAUCAAGUACAGAUACAUACCCUUCACACACGGGAAGAGGACAUACAAAGGCAAGGACGACACAGGGAAACCUUUUGCUAGUUAAAAACUCCCACUUAUUAGUCUUCUUCCCCUCCUUCUCAUUUGAAAUCUGAAGGUCACAGCGGGUGGGAAGUGACAAGAGUAAUAGAUUUCCUCUUUUUUUUUUUCUUUUCGUUUUUUUUGUAAGUGAAACAGUAACAUGAAAAAAAAAGAUCCAUUGUUCACCAUGUUAGAUGGUAUGAACAGCAUGGAUCCAAUUAGUCUUGGCAUUUGGCCUUUUUUUCUGUUUUGAGGACCCUCCUCAUCCUCAUUUUAGGGAUUUUUCGCAUUUGUUCAGUAGUAAGUGAAACAAAACUCAGUGUUGCCUUUUGCAUUUUUAACCCAAUGGGGUAAGUAUAAAGUCGUCAGGAAGGAACCAUGCAAAAAAAAAACACUUUGCAGUGAAUUUGUCUGAGUUCAAUUUUCUUUAAAAAGUUCCCCACAAAGAUGGUGAUUUCAGUACAUGUCCUUUUCCAAACUGAAAUAAAAUUGCCAACUUUUGAAUAAUAUAUUGGUUCCUAAUUAUUUCUAAGAAGCUAUAUAUUGAAAGUCAGUAGUGUUAAUGAAGAGUAACCAAUUAAGAUGUUUAAUAUAAAAUCUGAAGUUAAUGCACCAGUUGUAAAAUGUCAUCUUUUGUCAUAAGAGUGGAGCUGCUCUGACUUUUAAGUGUCAGCCAGUUGUCCUCUGUUCAAAUGCAGUCACAUUACACUUGGACGUACAUUCAAGACAUGUUUGAAAUAAGCCAGUUAUUAUUCAGCACAAACAGUUUUCAUGUUAGAUUGACAUCAAUCCAGGUAACUAUCAUUGACAGCAACACACUUGAGUGCAUAUUCCAAAGCUAAUCUUGCUUAACCCAACCCAUGUCGUUUCCCGUAGUUCACCUUUAAUUCAGUUCUUCAGAUGGGAUACUGUGUUUUUGCAAACUCCCCACCCCACCAAAAUCCAAAUUUAGCUCGAAAUGUCAAGUAACCCUCUGAUUUUUACACAUUUUUGCGACUACUUUUCAACUCUAAUUCAUAAAAAAAGGGGGCUAAUCUCAUAAUAUAGCGAUUCCACUUAUACAGCAAUGGCCUUUUUGCUUUGAAACCUUUGCCCAUCUGUGUUUCAAAGUUUAGGUUUAAGUCUGUGUAGACCAGUUGUUGUAGUCCUUUAUAAUCUGUGUUUAUUUGAAAAAAAAAAAAAUCUGUUAGUCAUUCCAAGCAAACUGUUGUUCUCUUUCUUUUACAGAGGAAACAUAAGAAAACAGAGAUUGAGAGCUUUUAUUAUAACAAAUGGAUGAAGUGGGUGGCGAUCACGCUGUCUUUUCUGUAAACCAGUUGAUUUUUUUGAUUUUUUUUUAACCCCCAUUUUUGUCAAAAUGCUGGGGAUUAUCUGUCAUGUUAGACUUUGACCAGCACUGUAGUAAGGGAUCACAACAUUUUGCUGUAAAAAGUAUGUUUCAAAUGAUUGUCUGGAGGAUUUGUAUAUAUAUAUAAAUAUAUUUUAAGAUAUGUUUGGUGUUUUUUUUUUGUUUUUUGAUUUGAUUUUUUUUUUCCUUUAAAUCACCAUACUGUUUCCUGAUGGGUUUUUUUUUGUUAAUUCAUAUCAGUUUAAAUUGACAAAAGCAGAAUUGGUUAAUUGGGUUCUAAAAUUGAUUAAGUAAACAUCUUUCUCAUGGAUUGCAUGUCCUUGUUUUCUUGUGCUACAGUUAUUAAAAAAACGCUUAAACACUU
Solea senegalensis (Senegalese sole) is the source of this 2360-nucleotide messenger RNA. It is a transcript of the gene rer1, whose product is annotated as retention in endoplasmic reticulum sorting receptor 1. The record is from RefSeq and is a predicted model, not a curated record. Lineage: Eukaryota; Metazoa; Chordata; Actinopteri; Pleuronectiformes; Soleidae. The transcript has 7 exons. Gene Ontology annotation, cellular component: Golgi membrane. The coding region runs from base 86 to 673 and encodes 195 amino acids. Gene Ontology annotation, biological process: protein retention in ER lumen; retrograde vesicle-mediated transport, Golgi to endoplasmic reticulum.